AAUAAAUUAUUUUGUAUAAUACAUAAUCCAAUUCUCAUAGGGCGUGGAUGUUUUAGUUAGUCAUAUAGGUGUAUUUAAUUGCUGUAGGCUAUUUUCCAGUAUUUUCUAGCAUACUUAUUACUCACACAUUGUGCCACCCACCCACUGUCAUGGGACAUAACCCAUUCAGUGCUUAUGUCACCUUUGCGUGCCAUGCGAUACUAAUUUGACCCGUUCAUACUAAUUUGACCAGUUUUUUGUUAGCGCUGUAUAGACAUUUGUAUGGAAAAACAUUUUGUAUGGACUUAUUAACAGUAAAUAUUUAUUAUUUACUAUCAAAGCCGUAGUUUUAUUUGAAAAACUGACUUCGCUCCUGGUGAACGUAAAUAUAACAAAUAGUGUAACAGUGAAUGGGUUAAACAACUUGACUUUUGAAUUUAUGUUUGUUGUUACUUAUUAAUGUUUUUGAAGAUAUUAUUCUUUAGGCGCGAUUCGAUUGAGGGUAAAAUUGUACAUAAAUCUGUAAGCCUGCGCACACAGAAGUGGCCUUUUAUCAGGGUAUUAGGAAUGCAAGAACCUGCAUCUGUGAUAUUUUCUCUGCUCAAUGGAUAUUUCCACGUAAAAAUGAUUAGGAAGUUUAGACGAGAAGUAAGAGGUGACAGUCCUUUGGUAUGGUUAUGGCAUGCAUUCUUCAUUGUUUCAGUACAUGCAUGGACCUGGUCAGCCGUUUUUCACUAUCGAGAUUUUCCUUUAACAGAAAUUUUAGACUAUGCCUGUGCCUUUUCUAUGGUAUUGAUGAAUUGCUACGUUAUGGCUAUGAGGUUAUUAUAUGGCAAACUUCCCACAUUUGGGUUAAUUGGAAUAACACUCGUUUUUAUACUGUUUCUAAUGAGCCAUGUAGCAUAUUUAAGUAUAGGACGUAUUGACUAUGGUUAUAACAUAGAGCUCAACAUUGCUGUAGGUACUUUUACGGCACUUUGUUGGUUUGUUUGGUGUUUUUAUAAUCGUUCGAGUCACAAGUAUGUAUGGAAAUGUGCCAUUUAUGUAGCGAUAUCCGGUCUUGUUCUACUGCUGGAAUUAAUCGAUAGGCCUCCAAUAUAUUUUACAGUCGAUUACCACGCAUUGUGGCAUUUAUCUACAGCACCUCUCAUCGUUUUUGUAUAUGGAUUUGCUAUCGAUGAUUGUAAGUACUUGAGAAAUAAGAAAGAUUUAGCGAAGAAACUGCCCUGAGGAUCGGACAAGAGAACUAAAGAUAAGAAGUAUAAACGUCGAAAUGCCAAUUCCUUGAAUAACCACAAAGUCAUAUCAUUUUAUAGAUAAGUAAAUCGUCUAGUCAUUUCAAUAAUUAUUUACAUAACUUGUUUCAUUUGAGAGUAUUUAGAAUUUAGAAUUAAGUAUUUUUUUGUCAUUAUUUAAUGGAAACUGUAGAGAAUAUAAAAAAAGAAUUAGUAGCUUUUUAAUGUUAAUAUAUAUUUUUUUAAUCGUCAUGUAAUCAUCGACAUUAGUAAUGGCUGCUAAAAGUACAUGAAAGGUUUUGGUAUUUUUUAAAGAAGUCUAGGUAUAUUUUUACAUCCUAAUUUGUCCCUCUCCAGGGAAGGGGGUAAUUAUUUGACAUGUAUGUAUGAGCGUUAACUGGCCUUUUAGGCCCAUUGUUGGAUGAAUAAUUUCCAUCCUUUUCUCUUCUUAGCCAUCAGCUUCCAAUAUCUGAUUUCCAUAUCUCUGACAUGUUCCAUCACUGGUCUUUCUCUCUUUUGUUGCCCUCAGAUACUCUCCAUCCAAUAGUCUUGACUUGUCUAUUACCUUGCAUUCUCUACCUAAAAUGUUCGAGCCAUUCUAGUCUACGUUUUUUCGCUAUUUUUGUUAUUGGAGUGUUAGCAUACAAUUGGUACACUUUUACAUUAAUUCGUCUUCUGCAUUCUCCCUCUACUACUUUUCCACCAAAUAUUCUGCGAAGUACAUGUGUUUCCCAUGCUUCCAAUCUGUUCUAUAUGGCUCUGUUCAUAGUCCAUGUCUCGGCAGAGUAUAUAAUUUUUCUCAGAGACUUCUUUCAGUGCGUCAUAGUUUUUCGAUUCUUUUUAACGCAUAAGUUGGAAGUGACAGAAAAAAGGUACGUCCGUGAUUAUACUCAUUUAUAACAUUUAUUCUAGUUGUUGAUAGAUGGCGCUAUAAUAAAAAAAUGAUUUACCUAUUAUCUAUACGACUGCAAACUGUACAAUUUAGACGAGUAUACAAAUCAAAGACCAUACAUUUUUAUAAAUGCAAUAAACACGAUUGAUUUGUUUUUAUAACAAAUUACAAAUAAAAGGGUUUAAUUGCAAUAAUCUUUUCAUAUUUGGCAUAUUCGUAUAUUAAUAAUUCGAAUAAUUUUCAUAUUCGUAUAGAUAUGUAAUAGGUAAAUCAUUUUUUCCGAUUAUAGCGCCAACUAUCAACAACUAGAAAAAAUGUUAUAGAUGUGUAUAAUCACGGACGUAUCUUUUUUCUGUCACUUGUGACGCACUGUAAAAAGCCUCUAAGAAGCACCAUAGCAUUGUGGGUCUAACUAUAGUUUUGUAUACUCUUAUUUUUGUGCCCCAGCACAUCCUCUUGGUUUGUCUCAGAUUGAUUUAAGUUUCUUCCUUACAUGUCUGGUCAAUAAUAUUAUAUUCGUUCACCUUCCCAAAUUCUACAACUAAUUCAUCCUCAAUCUCUAAUUUAAAGGAAUCCCUGUUGUUUAUUCAUUUUUUGCUGGAGAUUUUCAUGUACUUGGAUUUAUUAAUAUUAACUUUCAUUCCCAUUUUAGAGGUUUCCCGAAUCAGUUUUUUGCUAUACUUGCCAUUUAUUUUCCAUUUCUUGCAAUGAGAACUACAUCAACAAGGUACGCUAAGCAUUGGUGCUCUUUGUAGAAAAGAGUACCGGAAGAUAUUUUUUUUAUAACUAUAUUAAAUAGCAAGGUAGACAACGGGUCACCUUGGCGAACACUUUUUUUGAUUCAAAUUCUUCUGAGACUCUCUCAUUGCAUUUCAUAGUCCAUGUGGUGAGACCGCUCCCGUCUGGAAAAAUUUCUGAUUCGGUUUUUUUGUGGAUUCCUAUUCAAAAAUGUCCCCUUUAAACAAAUCUGAAGGGUGCCGGGCGGAAUUUUUGGGCAGAAAUUGUUUAAACAAAUUUUUUAAACAAAUACAAAAGAUCACGUUUUUUUGCUCCGGAAAAUAUAUUUUUAAGUUUUGGGGGUCAUUCUAAACAAGAAAGGUAUCUUGUAAAUGUUCUCAAAAAUUGAUAGUUUUCGAGUUAUAGGCGAUUUAAAAUCUGAAAAAUGCGAAAAUACGCAUUUUCGAGGCCUAAAAACUCAUAUUUAAAUUAGUAUUUUUGAGGUUGCCAGAUACUUAAAUUGAAGUUUAAACAUUCAGCUUCAAGAUUCUGAAGAGUGAUUAUGUCUAACCUUAAUUUAAAGCGUUGUUUUUUAAUUGUUAAAUAUGCAUCUCCAUCCGAUUUUUUGCCGGUGCGGCGCGCUCUAUUUCAAAAAUCUCCAAUUUUCCUCCGAAAGAUAUUUUUUCUAGAUUCUUUGGGAUAUUCUAAGUAAAAUAAGUUUCUUGACAUUUUUCUCAAAAGUUAACAGUUUUAAAGUUAUAAGCGAUUUAAAAUCCAAAAAUGCGUUUUUUGUCAUUUUUCGGAUUUUAAAUCGCUUAUAACUUUAAAACUAUUAACUUUUGAGAAAAAUGUCAAGAAACUUAUUUUAUUUAGAAUAUCCCAAAGAAUCUAGAAAAAAUAUUUUUCGGAGGAAAAUAGGAGAUUUUUGAAAGAGAGCGCGCCGCACCGGCAAAAAAAUCGGAUGAACACGCAUAUUUAACAAUUAAAAAACAACGGUAUAAAUUAAGGUUAGACGCUAUCACUCUUCAGAAUCUUGAAGCGGAAUGUUUAAUCUUCAAUUUAAGUAUCUGGCAACCUCAAAAAUACUAAUUUAAAUAUGAAUUUUUAAGUCUCGAAAAUGCGUAUUUUCGCAUUUUUCAGAUUUUAAAUCGCCUAUAACUCGAAAACUAUCAAUUUUAAAGAAAAAUUACAAGAUAUCUUUCUUGUUUAGACCAACCCAAGAAACCUAAAAAUAUAUGUUCCAGGGCAAAAAAUUUAAUCUUUUGUAUUUGUUUAAAAACAUUGUUUAAACAAUUUCUGCACAAAAAUUCCGCCUGGCGCCCUUCAGAUUUGUUUAAAGGGGACAUUUUUGAAUAGAAAUCCACAAAGAAACCGAAUCAGAAAUUUUUUUUAGACGGGAGCGGUCUCACCACAUGGACUAUCACAGCACAAAUGGUUUUUCCAAUUGUCAUUUUUACCUAUCUUACUGUUUUGUCUGGUGCUUGGAAUUCUUUUAACGUUUCUCUUAAUUUGUUUCUUUCUAUUGUAUCGUAGGCGGCCUUGUUAUCAACGAAAAGUACUCGAGCUGAAAUGUAUUCAUAAUAAUUGAUCAGGAUUUGUUUAAACAUAAAAAUUGAUCGGUUGUUGAUCUUCCCUUGUGAAAUCCUCCCUGGUAUUCUCCUAGAUUCUUCUCCAAAUAUACAGUAUGUCCCUGUAAGUUGUAUCCAUAUGGAAAACUUUUUUAUUAUUAAUUUUACGAAAUUUUUUUUAUUCUUUAUAAAAAGCUUGCAUGAUCCAAAACCUAAGAUUCAACCAUCAGAUAUCAAAUUUUAUGAAUAUUAUACGAGGAGUGUCAAAAAAUAUGAAUUUCGCUCAAGAGUAAAGUAGCUUUAUUUUUUACAAUAUUGAAAAUUGCCAUUAUGAAAAUUUGUUUGGAAUUAAGAACUAUAGUCUAAUAUGCAAUUACACCUUUCUAAUUGAAAAAAAUUUUUUUUUGAAAAAUUAUGGGAAACCAACAUUAUUUUCAGUUAUUUUAAUUCUGAUAACUCUUUUAUUAUUAAUUUUACGAAAAAAAGUGAUUCUUAAUAAAAAGUUCUGCAUGGUCUAAAACCUAAAAUACAACCAUCUUAUAUCAAAUUUGAUCAAUUUUAUACGAGGUUUGUCAAAAUGGAUAAAUUUAGAUCAAAAGUAAAGUACCUUUAUAGUUCAGAAUAUUUCAAUUAGAAGGAUGUAAUUACAUAUCAAUACAUAAUUUUUAUUUCUAAACAGCUUUUCAUAAUAACAAUUUUCGAUAUUGUGAAAAAUAAAGGUGUUUUACUCUUGAGCGAAACUCAUAUUUUUUGACAUACCUCCUAUAAAAUUGAUAAAAUUUGAUAUAAGGUGGUUAUAUUUCAGGUUUUAGACAAUGAAGAACACUUUAUAAAGAAUAACUUUUUUCGUAACAUUAGUAAUAAAAGACUUAUUUUAAUUGACAUAACUGAAUAUAAUGUUGGUUAUCCAUAAUAAUUUAAGAAACAUUUUCAAAACUUUUUUUUAAUUAGAAGAAUGUAGUUGCAUACUAGAAUAUAGUUCUUGAUUCCAAACAACUUUUCUUAAUAACAAUUUUCAAUAUUUUGAAAAAUAAAGCUACUUUACUCUUGAGCGGAAUUCAUAUUUUUUGACACACCUCGUAUAAUAUUCAUAAAAUUUGAUAUCUGAUCUUAGGCUUUGGACCAUGCAGAGCUUUUCAUGAAGAGUAACUUUUUUUCGUAAAAUUAAUAAUAAAAAAGUUUUCCAUAUGGAUACAACUUACAGGGACAUACUGUAUAUUUCUAGUCGUUUUUUGAUUAGUAUGGCGAGCACUUUGUAUAUUACCUCUAACAAGGUUAUAACAAUAUUGAGCUCCAUUCAUCCACCUCGUCGAUGGAUUAUAAAUCGUUGGGUAGAGCACAAUAGGAGUGAAUAACGAAAGGCACGAAAACGGUUCGACUCCUUAUACUCCAGGGAAAUAAGGUUUUUGUCGGGACACUUGAACAGCCAGGUUGCAAAUGGGUUUUUUUGGGUACUAUAUACCUAAUACAUUAUAAAUACAAAAAUUCCCGUCACAGUUCGGACGAGAAUUUUAGUUAUUAACAAAUAAGGGUCAAAAAUGGCAGUUUUUUCGUUUAAACAGCUACAGGUAAAAAUAGGAUAAUUAAAUAUCUUAUUUAUAGUAUUCUUCUUUUAGUAGAUGAGCCCAUGUUUAAAACGGCAGUUUUUAAAUUUUGGUCCGAUCAUUUGUUGCUUCGAAAAUUGCAAAAUAAAACUAAAAUUUCGAAAAUAAAAAAUUGGCUAUAACUUUCGCGAAAGUGACUUUACGACUUUAUAUUUCACAAAAAGUUGAGUCAAAGAGUCCAUAUACUGCACAAAAAAUUUUAAGACGAUUCGUCAAUUGAUUUUAAUUUUAUUCAAUUUGUUUAUCCCAAAGAGCUUUUUUUUUGUAAUGUUAUUGUUCAGAAAAUAAUAAUUAUAUAGAAAUUCUGUGAAAACCACAUGAAAUAACAAUAGUGUUGUUUUCAAAUUAUUGAAAAAAAUCAUUAAAAAGUAAUUUUUGUCACUACGAAAACAUUUUACUAAAGUAGAGUCAUUUUUGGCUUGAAAACAAUUGGAAUAGCUUUGUUAAUAUUGACUGUAGAGUAAAUUUACCUUGGAAUUUCAAAAGCUGGUAUUUUUACACAAAUUUUCAAAAAAAAAAUCUUUUCGCCUAUGUUAAUUACGGUCAAAGUUAGCCACUUUUAUUAUUUAAUUCCCAGUUACUUCAAAUUCUCCUGUAACAGUGUUAGUUACCAUACUACUCCGAAACGGAUUGGCCUAUUUUUAUGAAAUUUUACAAGUAUAUCCUAUGGGACUGAGAACAGGUUUUUACUUAAUUUACACUUUUCCAUCACCAACCCCUAUGUGUUAAUACCCAUCUAUAUAUUUGCAUCUAUAAAAUUCUCCUGUCACAGUGUUAGUUGUCAUACUCCUCCGAGACAGCUUGACCGAUUUAUAUGAAAUUAUAUAUGUAUAUUCGGUAGGUCUUAGAAUCGGUCGUAAUCUAUUUUUCAUAUCCCUGAGUGAUAAGGGGAACUCCCCCUAACAUUUACGUACAUAACGUACUCUACAAGACUACGAGUACAUACAUUUUAAAAAAAUUAUGAUCAAAAUCCAUCAACAAGCUCUGGAGAUAUUAAUCGCAGCAUAUGUUUGAAGAAUCAGUUUUAUUUUUUGAGUGCACGGAUUUUAAUAAUUCAUUUCCACCGACCACAAAUCGAUUUCGUUAGAACGUUAUUUUUAAACCUUUAUUAACAACUCUGUUGAAGUUUAAAGUUUACCCAACCUUUUACACAUAAACCAUAUACCUUCAACUUCAAAAUGGCGCUAGUUGGGUUGCUUAAUUGUUAUAAACAAAGUAGCUAUCAAUUAAAUAAAAAAAGUGGCUAACUUUGACUGUAAAUUAACCUAGGCAAAAAGUGUUUUUUUUUUUAAAUUCGUAUAAAAAUACCAGCUUUCCAAGUCCCAAAGUAGUUUUAAUCUACAGUCAAUAUUAACAAAGUUAUUCAAAUUGUUUAUGAACUAAAAAUGACCCUACUUUAGUAAAAUGUUUUCGGAAUGAUAAAAAUGAUUUUUUAAUGAUUUUUUUAAAAUAGGUACUUUGAAAACAUGACUUUUCUUCUUUCACGUGGUUUUCACAGAAUUGCUAUUACAUUACUAUUUUCUCAAGUUGGUCUCAACUUUUUUUGCAAUAUGAAAGUCUUAAGGUCAUUUUCACAAAAGUUAUAGCAAUUUUUUUAUUUUUGAAAUUUUAGUCUUAUUUUGCAAUUUCUGAAGCAACAAAUGAUCAAACCGAAAUACAAAAACUGCCAUUUUAAACCUUGGCUCAUCUACUAAAAGAAUAAUAGUAUAGAUAAGAUAUUUAAUUACCCUAUUUUUACCCGUAGCGAUUUAAACGAAAAAACUGCCAUUUUUGACACUUAUUUGUUAAUAACUAAAUUUCUCGUCCGAACUGUGACGGGCAUUUUUGUAUGUAUAAUGUAUUAGGUAUAUAGUAUCCAAAAAACCCAUUUGCAACCUGGCUCCUGUGUCCCGAACAUGGUAUAUUUUUGCCUUAUUUCCCUGGAGUAUUAGUAUAUACUUUGCUUUUCAGUACUUCUGUGUUACCAUACCUAUGGUCUACGAAAUAUAUAUCUAUGAUCCAUGUAAAUAAUAAAUUUAGUACAUUAGGGCUGUGUAUGUAAUGAUUAGAUAAUUCCUAAAAACCCAGUCAGUGAAAGAAAAAAUGUGUAAAAGAUCAUUAAAAUUGUAUAGUUAGAUUGAGUAUUGAGAAGAAGCAAAUUUAAUUUGUUAUUUUAAAAUGUUUCAGUGUAAAUGUUCUUUAUUGGUUGAAUUAUUGUUGGCAUUAGAUUUGGCACGACCGUACUUGUUAUUUAGGAAGCUUUAUACUGUUUUUGUAAUAUUCAGUUAUUUAUUUUGUUUGUUAUCUUAUGUACCUUUUUAUAUAGGAACAUUUAUAUUUUUUAAAUAAAAAAACAAAAAAUGAAA
Messenger RNA from Diabrotica virgifera virgifera (western corn rootworm), 8340 nucleotides. RefSeq names its product post-GPI attachment to proteins factor 3 (gene PGAP3). The record is from RefSeq and is a predicted model, not a curated record. Gene Ontology annotation, biological process: GPI anchor biosynthetic process. The transcript has 6 exons. Gene Ontology annotation, cellular component: endoplasmic reticulum membrane. Gene Ontology annotation, molecular function: hydrolase activity, acting on ester bonds. NCBI's taxonomy places the organism in Eukaryota, Metazoa, Arthropoda, Insecta, Coleoptera, Chrysomelidae. The coding region runs from base 439 to 1209 and encodes 256 amino acids.